This is a messenger RNA of Syzygium oleosum, 1898 nucleotides long. Its product is annotated as BTB/POZ domain and ankyrin repeat-containing protein NOOT2. Gene Ontology annotation, biological process: plant organ development. Gene Ontology annotation, molecular function: protein binding. NCBI's taxonomy places the organism in Eukaryota, Viridiplantae, Streptophyta, Magnoliopsida, Myrtales, Myrtaceae. Bases 284 to 1774 code for a protein of 496 amino acids. The transcript is spliced from 2 exons. The record is from RefSeq and is a predicted model, not a curated record.
CCCAAGUUGCUUCUCUCUCUCUCUCUCUCUCUCCACCAAAAAUAUCUAUCAAAACACACACACCACCACUCUCCAUCUCCAUCUCCAUCUCCAUGGAAGAAUCUCACCUCUUCCCUCUGAUCACACUCCCAACAGAACUGGCCAACCCCACAUGAAUACUUCCUCCUCCUCCACCACCUCCACCUCUUGAACUCCCUCUCUCUCUCUCUCUCUCUCUCAACCCUAAAGAAGGAAAGAAGCAGCAGCAGCAGCAGCAACAGUUGCUUCUUCAAGAACCGAGGAGAUGUCGAUCGAGGACUCGCUGAGAUCCCUGUCGCUGGACUAUCUCAACCUCCUGAUCAAUGGGCAGGCCUUCAGCGACGUCACCUUCAGCGUGGAGGGCCGCCUGGUCCACGCCCACCGCUGCAUCCUCGCCGCCCGCAGCCUCUUCUUCCGCAAGUUCUUCUGCGGAUCCGAGUCCCCCGGGGGGACCUCCUCGGAUCCGUCCUCCGGGUCGGGCUCGAGGGUCGCGCCGCCCUCCUCGCCGCAGCGGUCCGGGGUGGUGAUCCCGGUGAGCUCGGUGGGGUACGAGGUGUUCCUGCUGCUGCUGCAGUUCCUGUACAGCGGGCAGGUCUCGAUCGUGCCGCAGAAGCACGAGCCCCGGCCUGACUGCGGGGAGCGCGGCUGCUGGCACACGCAUUGCACCUCCGCCGUCGACCUCGCCCUCGACACCCUCGCCGCUGCCCGAUCCUUCGGCGUCGAGCAGCUCGCUUUUCUCACUCAGAAGCAAUUGGCAAACAUGGUCCAGAAGGCCUCAAUAGAGGACGUGAUGAAAGUGCUAAUAGCCUCAAGGAAGCACGAAAUGCACCAACUGUGGACCACCUGCUCUCACCUGGUCGCCAAAUCUGGCCUCCCACCUGAAGUCCUAGCCAAACACCUCCCCAUCGACGUGGUCGCCAAGAUCGAAGAGCUCCGACUCAAGUCUUCCCUCGCCCGCCAAUCCCUCGUGCCUCACCCCCACCACCACCACCACCCUGGUCACCAUGAUCUCGUCGCAGCCGUUGGCGCCGACCUCGAGGACCAGAAGAUCCGGCGGAUGCGGCGUGCCCUCGACUCGUCCGACGUCGAGCUUGUGAAGCUCAUGGUAAUGGGGGAAGGUCUCAACCUGGACGACGCACUGGCCCUUCACUACGCAGUUGAAAACUGCAGCCGGGAGGUGGUCAAGGCGCUGCUCGAGCUCGGGGCUGCCAAUGUGAACUGCCCUGCGGGGCCAGCGGGGAAGACCCCACUCCACGUCGCAGCCGAGAUGGUGUCCCCCGACAUGGUGGCGGUCCUCCUCGACCACCAUGCGGACCCCAACGUCCGGACUGUUGAUGGAGUCACCCCGCUCGAUGUGCUCCGCGCCCUCACCUCCGACUUCCUCUUCAAGGGGGCUGUGCCAGGGCUGGCCCACAUCGAGCCCAACAAGCUCCGGCUCUGCCUUGAGCUCGUCCAGUCAGCGGCUCUUGUGAUCUCACGUGAGGAAGGGAACGCGAACGCAUCCUCGCAUUCUAAUAACAGCAUCUAUCACCCGCCGAUGAGUGAAGGGCAUAGCAGUGGAAGCAGCGGAGGAAACAUGUCCAGUGUGAACGUUGAUUCAAGAAUGGUUUAUCUCAAUCUUGGUGCUGCUCAAAUGGGGUCAGGAGUGGACUGCGGCGAGGAAGCCGACACCGUCCGUCACAGGCAAAGGCAAAGGACACAGCAAGUGGGUUGUGAUCCAUCUUUAUUGUACCACCAUCAACGUCCAGAGUUUUAGCUCUGAUCUCCAACAACAAAAAUCACUGAAAGAUUAUCUUCUUUAAAUCCAUAUAUUAUAGUAUAUCAUAGAGAACAGGGAGUUCCAAUUAGACGCUCAUUUGCUGAUUCAUCGGAUUUCAUUC